Spodoptera frugiperda (fall armyworm) is the source of this 1190-nucleotide messenger RNA. RefSeq lists its product as uncharacterized. Bases 16 to 528 code for a protein of 170 amino acids. The record is from RefSeq and is a predicted model, not a curated record. NCBI's taxonomy places the organism in Eukaryota, Metazoa, Arthropoda, Insecta, Lepidoptera, Noctuidae. The transcript is spliced from 2 exons.
GGUUGUGUAAACUACAUGACGGUACAGAGCAGGGUAGACCUCGCCGUCUCACUCGGAGACGCAGACUACAUCCUGCGGAACCUGAAACACGACGACAUGCUGUUUGUGAGCAGAGCGCUGAAGGCCCGGUGGCUGCUAGACCGCCAUGACGUCAUCAACCCUCAAUAUUUGGAAGACACUCUCUUCCCUGAAAUGGUUUCCCCGGCAGUCUCCAAGAUGAGGCACUGGCUGUACAUCAACCUGCGGGAACCCGCCAAGUGCCAGGAGUUCUAUGAGUACUACAAACAGAACUCGUUCGAGUUCGCCAUAAAGUUCCUCAGCCGCUGCAGCAAUCGCUUCAUACUGGAAGAAGUCCCCAAGAUAUUGGCCAAACUGUCGCCUCACUAUUUAAAAGUUUUGUGCGAGAAAUGCUCUACAGUCGCCAAAACAUAUUUUGAUUCGUUGGCGACACAAGACGAUGUUAAGAAAUGCUAUCUCGAUCAAGAACACUGCCCUGAUAACCAAAAAUGCAGUAAUCGACAUUUUUGAGAUUUUUACUUUUUGCAAGAAAUGGGAUCCCAAGGAGUUUAUUAACCUGUAAAAAAACAUAUUUCAUAUAAAAAGUUCCCGGAAGUAUGUUUUUUAGCAUACGAUUUUCGCAGUACUUACAUGAAAACUAUAUCAAUGAUAAGAAAAAGCGCAGUAUUUAACAUAUGCUAAAGAAGAAUGCAGUAUUUGUUGGAAUGCCCUAAAAUAAAGUGCAGUAAUAGCCAUUACUGUAACAUUUUAAUUUAAUAUCUAUAGACCAGCUGCUAAGCCAAAACGCAGUACUCCACAUUACUGCGUUUGUGCGUAGUAAAAGAUCGCGAGAUGGUAACCGUACGAUACAGUGCCGCGUUUUGUUGAAGCAAAUCAGUGCGUCGUCAUCGUUCGGCGAAGUGAGACGUGCGGCACGCGGUGCGCUGUUGUUUUUUAAUGGAACGAAAUUUUGAACAUUGUCUUCAUAAUGUCUGUCAAAAAUUCCCGCGGAAGAAACAUGUUAAAAACGCUUACAAUUAAGCAGGUAAUAUAGAAAAUAUUGUUACUACUUAGAGAUUAAUCUAAUAUGUUCCUACUAUUAAAUAAUAUAUGAGUCAGUCUAACUGAUGUUAAUAUGAAUGUUGUCUUAAUAAAGAUUAAUUUUCUUCUACAAAUUGUUUAAUUUUAAUAUC